AUGAGUUCUAUUUCUGAUGGCGUUCGUCAUUUCGCCAGAAACGGGGGAGGAUGUCUCUUGGACGGCGUCAACCUGAACGUCCUAUUAAAGCCAAUCGGCUGCAGUACAACGGGAGUCACUUUCCCUAUUCAUUUGUUCUCUCCCUCCUCUCUUCGCCUGGCUUCUGUCUCUCUGGCCCAUCAACUGAAGACGACACGUUUGCUAGGACUGCGUCAUCGGCUUCAUUUGGCCACUGUCCUCCCCAACUUCCAGAAAGGGGAUGGCCGGUGGCAGACGGGAUUGCGUGCAGACCAGAUUACUUGA
Protopolystoma xenopodis is the source of this 303-nucleotide messenger RNA. NCBI's taxonomy places the organism in Eukaryota, Metazoa, Platyhelminthes, Monogenea, Polystomatidea, Polystomatidae. The record is from the annotation of a GenBank genome assembly.